UUUUCACAUCGUUGCUACCUUUUCAAAACCCCAUAGAGUCUUUGCUUUGUUUGUGGCCAUUCAAUCAAACCCAAAUUUUCAUCUCUCACUCGCUCAUCAUUCCACCAUUCACAAGUGAUUUGUGGUGAAGUUCAGGUUUUUGAGUUGAGUUUGUGCAAUUAGGUGAAGUUUUGGAGAAGUAGAUUGAGGGAAUUGGAUUGGACAAUUUGCUUGUAGUUUGAUUCAGUAUAAAGUGAGUUGAAAUGAGUGUGAUAGGGUUUGACAUUGGUAAUGAGAACUGUGUCAUUGCUGUGGCAAAGCAUCGUGGGAUUGAUGUUUUGUUGAAUGAUGAAUCCAAACGGGAAACUCCUGCUGUUGUCUGUUUUGGCGAGAAGCAGCGGUUUUUAGGGUCUGCUGGUUCUGCUUCUGCUAUGAUGCACCCGAAGACAACGAUAUCUCAAGUGAAGAGAUUUAUAGGUAGGAAAUUUCGUGACCCUGAUAUGGAAAGGGAUCUGAAAAUGCUCCCUCUUGAAACUUCUGAAGGCCCAGAUGGUGGUGUUUUGAUUCAUUUGAAAUACAUGGAGGGGACUCAUACGUUUACACCGGUUCAAAUAAUGUCUAUGCUUUUUGCUCACUUGAAGACUAUGACGGAAAAGGAUUUGGAGGCACCCAUCUCGGAUUGUGUUAUUGGUAUCCCAUCGUACUUCACCGACUUGCAGAGACGGGCAUAUCUUGAUGCGGCAAAAAUUGCUGGGUUGAAGCCUUUGAGAUUGAUACAUGAUUGUACUGCAACUGCCCUUAGUUAUGGAAUUUACAAAACAAAUUUUCAAAAUGAUAGUUCAACUUAUGUUGCAUUUAUUGACAUUGGUCACUGCGAUACUCAAGUCUGCAUUGCAGCAUUCGAGUUCGGACAAAUGAAGAUACUUUCACAUGCUUUUGAUAGGAGCUUAGGUGGGAGGGACUUUGACGAGGUUCUAUUUACUCAUUUUGCUGAAAAAUUCAAGGAACAGUACAGCAUUGACGUGUAUUCUAAUGCCAAGGCAUGUAUUAGGCUCCGUGCAGCAUGUGAGAAACUGAAGAAAGUUUUGAGUGCGAAUCCAGAGGCACCGCUAAAUAUUGAGUGUUUGAUGGAUGAAAAAGAUGUUAAGGGUUUUAUCACUAGAGAAGAAUUUGAGAAUCUCGCAUCGGGAUUAUUGGAGAGAAUUUCUGAACCUUGCAAUAAAGCAUUAGUUGAAGCAGGCUUGGUUGCAGAGAAGAUUGCUUCUGUAGAGCUAGUUGGUUCAGGUUCUAGGAUUCCAGCAGUAAGCACGUUAGUAUCUUCUCUAUUCAAGAGAGAACCCAGCCGAAAGCUGAAUGCAAGUGAGUGUGUAGCUCGUGGUUGUGCUCUACAAUGUGCUAUGCUCAGUCCCACAUAUCGUGUGAGAGAAUACGAGGUCCAGGAUAUUAGUCCUUUUUCAUAUGGACUUUUAUCAGAUGAAGGUCCAAUUUCGGCAGGACCAAAUGGUGUAAUUGUCCCAAAAGGCCAACCCAUUCCAAGUACUAUAGUCCUACGACUCCAGCGAAAUAAUUUGUUCUAUUUGGAAGCUUUCUAUGCAAAUCCACAAGAACUACCACCUGGAACAGAUCCCAAAAUUAGUUGCUUCACGAUUGGUCCUUUGCUUGGAUCUCAAGGUAGUAAGACAAGAGUUAAAGUUCGAGUUCAACUAAAUCUGCAUGGGAUUUUCAGUAUUGAGUCAGCUAGAGUAAGCAACAAGUUUCAUUUUAACAUUUUGUGUUAUGAAUUGAGUUUUUAUGAGAGAUCUAAUUAUUAUGCACAAACUUUUGCGUGGCUUCAGAUGAUCAAGGAUCAUGCGGAUGAUCAUGAUUCAAAUUUAGUUGCUAUGGAUGUUGAUCCCGUGCCUGAGAACUCUGAGAACUCAGAUAGUACCAAUUUUGUUGCCAAUGGCGCUGAAGAUAGUACCAAUAAGUGUGAUCCUCCACAAAAUUCUGCUGAUCAUUCAAGAAAAGAUAAAGCUAACAGAAGGAUUCCUAUUCCAGUGAAUGAGAAUAUCUAUGGUGGAAUGACAACGGCAGAAAUUUCUGAAGCUCGUGAUAAAGAACUCCAGUUAGCCCAACAGGACAGAGCUGUGGAGCUAACCAAAGAAAAGAAGAACACCUUGGAGUCCUAUGUCUAUGAGACGAGGAGUAAGCUCUUCAACACUUAUCGGAGCUUUGCAAGUGAGCCAGAGAGGAAUGACAUAUCUAGGAGUUUGCAAGAGACUGAGGAUUGGCUUUAUGAGGAUGGUGAUGAUGAAACCGAACAUGCUUAUACCUCAAAAUUGGAAGAUCUGAAAAAGCUGGUGGAUCCAAUUGAGAAUCGGUACAAAGAUGAUGAAGAAAGAGCGCAAGCUAUAAAAGAUUUAUCAACACUCAUUUCAAAUAUUCACACGUUUUCAGAUUCCCUUCCACUCCAGUAUAAAGAAUAUCUCAUCGAUGAGACUAAUAAAGCAGAACAGUGGCUAACAGAGAAGGUGCAACAACAAGAUUCUUAUCCUAAGAAUAUUGAUCCGAUAUUCUGGUCAAGUGAUAUUAAGAGAGCAUCACAUCAUCUCCAACAAGUUUGGGAAAGGAUAGCGUCAUCUAGGAGAACUUCCGAAGACAAUGACAAAGACAAGAUGGAUAGUUCCAACGAUUCAUGAAUCGUUGAUUGGGCAAAAGUGAAAUUAAAGACAUAAUUUUUCAUCACUGAUACCUUCUGACAAAUAUAGAAAAAAAAAAAAAUUCUCCUGCUUUUUUUUUUUUUUUUUUUUUUUUUUCAUUUCUCACAUUUCACCUUCCCUGCUUUGGAGAUUUGAAUGAGGCAUUUUAAGUAGAUAAAGUCAUUUACAAUAAUUUGUUUUUCCAAGGUUUCUAGGGAUUUUUUUUAUGUUUUCACUAAUCUUUGUGAUGUGAUCUAGUUUCUUCAAAUGAAUCAAAUAGGUUAUGCUUAAGUGGGGGAAAAUGCUUGAAUUAUAUAUGCAUGUAUUAUUGGUGGAACAUGUUUCUGCAUUGUCCUAAAAAAAUCAUAGUUAAGCUGUGUGAAGCUUGUAAAAUACUACCACAUAACUUUUAUUA
Molecule: messenger RNA, 3072 nt
Organism: Trifolium pratense (red clover)
Lineage: Eukaryota; Viridiplantae; Streptophyta; Magnoliopsida; Fabales; Fabaceae
Product: heat shock 70 kDa protein 16-like
Exons: 9
Coding region: 243-2657 (804 amino acids)
Biological process (GO): protein folding
Cellular component (GO): nucleus; cytosol
Molecular function (GO): ATP-dependent protein folding chaperone; ATP binding
Source: RefSeq, a predicted model, not a curated record